CGAAAGGCACAGAGAUCCCAGGAUGAACACACACACAGAACAAGAUCAGGAAAUUGCAGAGUCAAAAGAAUUUUCAGGAGCAACCAUUUUUGGCUUCCUGUUUCAAAACACGUGUUCUUGGAAGCCUUCAGGAACAGCACGCGACUGCAUGCCCCAUCUGGCCCCAGGCCUGAGGCCUGUCUCCUGACCGUCCACCCCUUUAGGAUUUUACACGUGCUCAGGGACACCCCGCCUUUCCCUGGCUCCAACGGCAUUGGAGGAAGAUAGGAAGAGAACACACGCUAGCAGGAUGUUUUUUAAAGUUCUCAACACCUGAGAAUUUCACAAAUACCAUCCUAUUAAGACUUGGAGGAGGGCUUCAGGUUUCCCAUUUUGGUCUGAGGAAAUGCUGGUGUAAAAUGGCUUACCGUCUUGCCCAAGGUCAGGUGGGUGUUCUGUGUUAUAAGUCAGUUUGUGCUCUGGCUUAUCCCAGAUGUUGACAACCGGGUUACAACCUCGGGCGUGCAUCUGGGGCUGAGCUCAGCCUCAUCCGAGCAUCUUUUGGAAGCCAAGUUCCUCAGUCCAUCUCAUUCGUUCAAAGAGGGGGAAGGAUAGGAGAGAAGUCUCCCCUUUGUGGGAGGUUCCUGCUGAUGUCAAAACCCCAUGAUGUGGCCCAGCUGACAUCCUGUCUGUUAUUAGCUGCGGGCUCUGUCCUCUCCCCUGCCAGUUCCGGACAGUGCAGGCUGUAGGGGGCUGGGCAUGUCUCCCCAUUUGACCACCUUCCUGGCCCUUGCGCUCUGCCUGAGCCAAGCGCUCCACGCACAGCACGGGGUCCUGCCCAGACCCUCCAUCCGGGCAGAACCGGGCCCUGUGAUCCCCUGGGGGCAGCCUGUGAACAUCGUGUGCCAGGGACCCGCUGAGUUUGCCACAUUCCGCCUGGAGAAGAAGGGAACAAGCUCAUAUAAAGAUGAGAACCCAGGGCAGGAGACGCAGGCCAGGUUCACCAUCGCUGAGGUGAAUGAAGACACUGCCGGGCUCUAUCACUGCCGCUAUCAUACCUCUGCCGGCUGGUCUGAACCCAGUGAGGACCUGAAGCUGGAGGUGACAGCUCAGGCCGCUGACGGUGCUCGCAAUUCCUCCCUCCUAGAAGACCCACAGAUGCAGGAGGACGACAGUAGCAGUCCAGGUCUGUCGACAGAGCAUGUUUUUAUCCUCACUGGGGUCUCCGUGGCCUCGUUCCUUUGUGUCCUCCUCCUGGCCCUCAUCUUUCUCUAUUGUUGGCACCAGAAAAAACACAGGCCCCCCGGCUGCGAAGGUGAGGAGCAGAGGCCCCAGGAGAGGGUCAGCCCAGCCGUUGACAUGCUAGAGAGGACACCAGAUCUGGCCACAGUUGACAGACUUCCUGAAAAGGACGUGGAAAUGCGCGCCCCGACCCCGACAGCAGGAGGCCCCCCGGACGUGACCUAUGCUCAGCUGGACCAGCGCAUCCUCGCACAGAGGACAGCCCGAGCCGCACCCCCACGGUCCAUGGAGCCCACGGCUGACUUCAGCACAUAUGCAGCCCUCUCCAGACGCUGACUCCAGGCCCAGCUGGCCUCUGCCCCUUGACACACAGGAAGCCAUUCCCGCAGGAGCGUGGAUUGGCCAUUUGGAGGUCCUCCGAAUGGGAUCAUCCCUUCCCGGAAAGCCACACAGUCAGAUUUCCUGGAAGCAAGCGCUGGAGUCAUGAGGCCCCCAGUCAACAUCUAGGAGACUUGGGAGCCAUGUGGUCCCCCCGAAAAUCAGCUAGAUCCCUGAGAGAACGUGUAGCACUUACUUCCAAAGCCCCAGCUACAGACUCCUGGCUGUUUCCAGAGACCCAGGUAUAGUCACUUGACUGUUUCCAGAGACCCACUAUGGUCCCGCAGUCACGCAGAUGGAUUCCAGAUGUGUCCUGUGCAUCCCUAACUGCCCCCAGAAGCUCUGUUUAAAUUGUCCACUCUGCUGACUCUAAAGACCUUCCAGAAUUCUGAAGCUGACCUUGAACCUAUACUUAGGAAGCAGAUAGCCGAGACCCUGUUUUCUGGAUUAUGCUUCUCUUUGUUCAUCAAUAAAAGUUCUUACAGGCCGUCCCUGCAGCAGCCCUGCGCAGGGAGGUUGGUCCUGGUCUCUGCUCAAAGCUCAGAGCAGGAAAAAAGACAAAGGAUGCAUCAGUGUCCUCUGAACUGAGUGUCCCAGGGAGGCGUGAGGCCGCUGCUGAGGGGACGCGUGCCUGAGCAAACGUGCAGAUGAUACAGCCCUACACUCCACACACGCACGCACACACACGCGUCCACAAGUAUGUCCAUGCACACACGCUAAUGGACAUACAUACGGACCCUAUGAGGGAGCUGGUGAGGCGUGACUGCGCAGAGAGGACCCCUGAGGCCUUCAGCCCGCGCCACGGAACAUGGCAGCUUCCCGUUUCCUGUCUCCGCUCCAGGCCCGUCUAUACUGGACGCCGUGCCUUCUUCAAACACAACAGCACUGUCCAGCUCUAAGACCUUGUCCUUCAUGUGACCUUCACUCCCUCGCCCAGCUAACGCCCUUCGAGUUUGGGUUUGGACGUCAUUCUUCCUAACAGGGUUGCAACAGCUCCUCUGCGUGAAGUGAGGGUAUCGGCCUCCCACGGCUGCUGCAACAGAUCACUAUACUCUCGGUGGCUUUGGACAACACAAUUUAUUAUCUUACAUUCUGCGUGUCUGAAGUCUGAAGUCGGUUUCUCUGGGCCUAAAAUCAAGGUGUCCACACAGCCACGUUCCUUCUGGAGGCUCAAGGGGAGAAUCCAUUUGGUGACCUUUUCCAGCUUCCAGAGUCUCCUGCCUCCCUUGGUCCGUGGCCCCUUCCUCCAUCCUCCGGGAGCUCUGUGGCAUCUUUAAUUCCUGCUCUGGUUAGGACUCCUGCUUCUGCGAUGCCUCCUUCCCCUUCCUCUGACCCCCUUGCCUCCCUCUCAUAAAGACCCUCAUGCUCACAUUGGGACCACCGGACAAUCCGGGAGCAUCUCUGCUCUCCAAAUCCUGAAGUCGCUGACACCAGUAAGGAACCCGUUUGCCAUGCGGAGGGAGCAUGCAAACGGGCAGCAUGCAAAUGGGCUCGUCUCCCACUAGUCCGCAAAAUGCUGGAUGUCUGACGAUCUAAUUUCCGUGCCCCCAGAGUGACUCUGUGGAACAGAACCUGCUAUACCCUUUGUACUGGCCAUAUUUCAGGUGUCUGCAAACUGGACAUCUGUCCUAUGUGUGUGUCCUAGACACGACCUAAGUCACUGCAUUGACCUCCAACCUUCCUCACUGACCACCCUCUCCUGAGCAAAAUCCUCUUCCUGGGGGUGCCCUUUUCAAACACACACCAGCUGACCCAGUGUCCACACCCAACCACCUCCUUUACGGGGCUGUCACACUCUGGGCCACUCUCCACGUGCCCUCAUCUCCCCAGGGCCAAGGAAUGGACAACAGGGUCAUCUUCUCCACUACAGACCCCACGGAAAUUGUGGAGUCCAGCCAGUGCUAAGCCUGCUGACCCUGCCUUGCUCAUUCUUCCUGUAGAAACCACACCCAAAGCUCUUGUGCACGAUUUCCACUUGUCCCCAUCCCCUGCUGCCUGACCCUGAAGACCUGGUGCGCCCCUCCUCCUGAGGACUGUAACAAACUAUCUUCCAAUAGUGUAAUUGCUCUGUGCUCUGACCGUCCCUCACAGUUCCCACGAAUACACAGGAUUUUUAAAUCACCCUACUGCUAAAAAAAAAAAAAAAAAAAAAAAAAAAAAAAAAAAUCACCCUACUGCUGAGCUGGGAUCACGUUAAUCUGUCUGCUUCUGCGAGAGGUUAACUUCCGUCACACACACGUCAUUAUGCUCCCCUAAUCACACAUAAUCUUUUUUUUUUUUAAGAUUUUAUUUCUUUAUUUGACAGACAGAGAUCACAAGUAGGCAGAGAGGCAGGCAGAGAGAGAGGAGGAAGCAGGCUCCCCACUGAGCAGAGAGGCCGAUGUGGGGCUCAAUCCCAGGACCCUGGGAUCAUGACCUGAGCUGAAGGCAGAGGCUUUAACGCACUGAGCCCCACCCAGGCGCCCCCAUCACACAUAUUCUAAUGGGGAUGGGGCAUGGGCACCUUGGGGCUGAUUCCUGAGAGCCUCCUGCCUUGUGGUGUGCAGACAGCAGAUCGCCAUGUUUCCCUGGAUCCGCUCUCUGUCUUCCGUUUCACAUCACAUGGUGUCCAGAUUCCGUGACCGGGAGGUGCCCUCACACCCCUCUCUCCCUGAUGCCCCGGGCCUGACCACACACGGUCUUAUGGUGGUCUCAUGGAUCUGAUAUUUGAACGGGAUCCUCUCCUCCCUUCUUCAUGGUCCCUGUUAUUUCUCAGUGUCCCUACGCACAGAUUAGGCUUCUGUUCACAGUUGCCGGCUCGACUUCUUAGCACCGUUGUUGCUUGCUACAGGGUCUAUAGACAAGGUAGCCCCGUGCUGCCUCCACAACAAACACUUGGGACCUGCACAACCACGCCCCCGCAGCGGGACCAGCUGUGCCUCCAGAGGCUGUGGGGUAUCCGAGAUGACUUGCCAGGAGAGCCCCGAGAGCACUGGGGGUAGGACCUGUUGUGUUUGUACCUGACUUAUGGGGUCAGCCCCAAGGACCCCACUGAGAUUAAAAUGGACUAUUACUCUGACAACUGCUAGGGAGUGUGAGUGGCUCGU
Lutra lutra (Eurasian river otter) is the source of this 4685-nucleotide messenger RNA. It is a transcript of the gene LAIR1, whose product is annotated as leukocyte associated immunoglobulin like receptor 1. The record is from RefSeq and is a predicted model, not a curated record. NCBI's taxonomy places the organism in Eukaryota, Metazoa, Chordata, Mammalia, Carnivora, Mustelidae. The coding region runs from base 739 to 1557 and encodes 272 amino acids. The transcript has 10 exons.